AUGGGGCAGAAGCUAUUUUCUAGUGCCAACGGGACAGUAGAUUACUCAACGGGGAAGUACAGAUUAGAGAUGCAGACGGAUGGGAACGUGGUCUUGUCUGCAUAUAGAACUACUGAUUUUGGAUACUGGAAUGCUCAAACUAUAAACAAUAAUAGUGUACGGUUGGUCUUCAAAAAUACAACUGCUACUUUGUUCAUUGUGAAUGGAAGCUCAAUCAUAUACUACAUGACAGCGAGCCUGCCUGCUUCAGUUCGAGAUUAUUACCACAGAGCUAUGAUCACUGACAAGGGAGAUUUCCAACAGCUCUUCCGCAGCAAAGUAAAUGGGAGCGUUUGGGAUGUUGUGUGGCAAGCGAUCACGCAACCUUGUAUUGUGAAUAACAUUUGUGGUGUAUAUGGCUUUUGCCAAUCACCUGACAACAAGGAAAUCAAUUGUAGUUGUUUGCCAGGAUAUUCGCCUAGGGAUCAGCACAAUCCAUCUAAAGGGUUGUUAUCCGAGUGUGAACUAGAAAGGGUUUUUCAAGCUAAUGAGGAGACUUGCAGGCAGGAAGUGUUGAAUGAUUGUCUUUGUGAGGCAGCUGUCUUGAUUGGUUCGACAUGUUUCAAGAAGAGGAUGCCUAUACAGAAUGCCAGAAGGUGUCCUCGUAUAUGUUCAGUACUUGCUCCGCUUUUUGCAGCAAUUGCUGUAUAUUAUCAACCUUUUGUGCAGAAAUAUAGACUUGCCAAAAACCCUCCCAAAAGAAAGCCAAUUGAGCUGAAUUUAAGGGCAUUUUCGUUCCAGCAGUUGAGCGAAGCCACCAAUGGUUUCAAGAACAAAUUAGGUCAAGGAGCUUCUGCUGCAGUUUAUAGUGGAAUUCUCAAGUUAGAGGAUGAAGAAGUUGAAGUUUCUGUGAAGCAAUUAGGAAAUGGCAUUGAACAAGGCGAUGAUAAAGAAUUUUUGGCAGAAGUGAGAGUGAUUGACCUAACACAUCACAAGAAUCUGGCUCGUUUGCUAGGCUUCUGCAACGAAAAGAAUCAUCGGCUUCUUGUUUAUGAAUUGAUGAAAAAUGGGGCUGUGUCAAGUUUGAUCUUUUGGGAUGGAAAAAGACCAAGCUGGAAGCUAAGAAGUGAUAUAGUACUUGGGACUGCUAGAGGCCUGUUAUACUUGCACGAAGAGUGUGAGAACCAGAUCAUCCAUUGUGACAUUAAGCCACAGAAUGUCCUUCUUGACAAGAACUACGCCGCCAAAAUUGCUGAUUUUGGCCUUGCAAAACUUCUUAAGAAAGAUCAGACGCGAACAAGCACAAAUGUUAGAGGAACCAUGGGUUAUAUGGCACCUGAAUGGCUAAAAAAUGUGCCCGUGACAACCAAAGUUGACAUCUACAGCUUUGGUGUUUUGCUGCUUGAGAUUAUUUUCUGCCAAAGGCACAUGGAGUUGAACCUAACUGGCGAAGAAAACGAAGAGCUCGAGUUGAUCUUAGUGGAUUGGGUUCUUCAUUGUGUGAGAAACGAGAUGCUGAGAACUGUUGUUAGUCAUGAUGAAGAAAUAAUGUGUGAUUUUCAUAAUUUUGAGAGGAUGACUAUGGUUGGAUUAUGGUGCUUGUGUCCUGAGCCGAAUCUUCGACCAUCUGCAGCAAAGCUUGUUCAGAUGUUGGAAGGAACUAUAGAAAUAGGCGUUCCUGGCUGAAAUCAACCAGUCUAGGGAUAUCAUUCAGAAGUCUCACCUUGGUUCCCUCUCAAAUUUAUCAUUUCAUUAUCUUGAUUUUGAAGAACCAGAAAAGGACGAUGUGCUUGAUUGGUUGUCCUUGGAUAAACCAAGAAAUGCUUCUUUUCCUUAUCGUCGAGCCAAAGUUAUGGUUCGCGUGAAGGGUGAGACUCAUGAAGUCGUCUUAGACUUGGUCAAUAGCUCUAUCAUAUCAGAAAAACUAUACACUGGCCAUGGUUUCCCUUCAUUUACUCGUGAUGAAAUUAUAGUCUGUUGUGCCGACAAUAACCAAUCCUGAAUUUCAAGAAUCAAUAACGAGAAGGGAUUUGAAUAUAUCUGAGGUCAGCUGUGUACCACUGUCAGUUGGAUGGUUUGGUGAGCCUAAGACCAAAAGAGUUCUUAGUCUUACAUGUUAUUAGAGGGAUGUUAUUAUAGGGGAGGGACAACAAAUUUUUGGGCAAGGCAUAUCGAAGGAAUUAUUGCGUAUGCAGAGUUGAAUCAAGGAAGGUUAUCAUGUAUGUCGAUAGAUAGUCCCCUUGCCUAAAGCAGAAGGUACUGAUUUCCACUCAUCAAGCCAGGAAUCUGUCCCUUGCAAUGUGUCUAAUACCAGCAGGAUUACCAUAGAAGGUAAUGAGAUCAAAUGGGCUAAUUGGGUUUUUCAUGUUGGAUUCAAUGCUAGAGCAGGGACGAUUAUAUCUACAGCUUCCGCGUUUGAUGCUAUAAGAAAUGAAUAUCGACGUGUGCUCUAUAGAUGCCAUAUCUCUGAGACUUUUGUGCCUUACAUGGAUCCUACAUAUGAAUGGUAUUAUAAGACUUUCAUGGAUAAUAGUGAAUUCGGUUUCUGAGCAUCCGCUAGCAGCGUUGUCCCAUUGCUAGACUGUCCAAGAAAUGCAGUAUAUAUGGAUGGAUACCUAGCUGAUGCAGAAGGACAUGUAGUGCAAGUCCCUCGAGCCAUUUGCAUCUUCUAGCGCUAUGCUGGUGAUGCUGCAUGGAGGCAUACAGAAAUAGUAGUACCUGUCACUUUAGUAAGCUGCUAAAUUACAGAUUCCUAGUUAUUAUCUCAUGCAACAAUGAUAGAAUUAUUUUAGAGAAUUAUUUUAGACCCCUCUCUCCCCAGACACCACUUGUGGGACUAUACUGGGUAUGUUGGGUAUGUUGUUGUUGUUGUUGUAGUCAUAAUAGAAUUAACUGAGUGGUUUCGCAGAGUACUAAAGGAGAGCAAGAAGUUACUUCGGUGGUUAGAAUGGUGGCAACAGUUGGCAAUUAUGACUAUGAGAUUGAUUGAGAGUUCAAAAAAAGGUGGAUCCAUCAAAGUUGAUGUAGGAUCUAAGAGAUUAUUAUUAAUCAAUCCUUUUAACUUGCAAUCUUUAUUCCUAGAUGUUAAGCACCUCCUCCCACUUAGUAGCUUUUUCCUUUUUGUUGAUGCAGGCAAGUCUACAUGGAAUUGUGAAUAUGAAAACUGUUAAGUAUAAGGACAAUGAUCAUGUAGAAGAGGAUGUUUAUGGUAGUACAAAAGUCAUAGAUAGCCCCUAAACUUUGACACAUUUUUCUCUGGGAUACCUAAAUCGAGGGUUGUAUCUAUUGGGUACCUAAACAAGUCUAAAUUUGAUCCCAUUGGGUACCUUUUUCACAAUAAUCAGCAAAAUUAGGAGAGUGUAAUACACUCUCCAUGACAUGACAACUUUGUCAAAUGAAAACAUGACACAUGGCGGUGAGGGGUCCAUUAUAAUAAUUAAAAAAUAAAUUAUACAACCCCCUCAAAUUUUCAAGAAAUAACAUCCAAUUCACAAAUUAAUUUUAUAUAAAUAAUUAAAAGAAAUGAAGUGUUAUAAUGAAGAAGAAGAAGAAGAGAAAAAAAAAAGAGAAAGAAAAAGGAAGAAGAAGAAGAAGAGGAGGAA
This is a messenger RNA of Lycium barbarum (goji berry), 3581 nucleotides long. Its product is annotated as G-type lectin S-receptor-like serine/threonine-protein kinase LECRK1. The transcript has 3 exons. NCBI's taxonomy places the organism in Eukaryota, Viridiplantae, Streptophyta, Magnoliopsida, Solanales, Solanaceae. Gene Ontology annotation, biological process: recognition of pollen; protein phosphorylation. Gene Ontology annotation, molecular function: ATP binding; protein kinase activity. The record is from RefSeq and is a predicted model, not a curated record. Bases 1 to 1665 code for a protein of 554 amino acids.